UCCGACCGGAUCCUGGGGGUCACGUGACGAGCUUCCCACACAGGUCUCCAGGUCACGUGGUGCGGGUGAGGGAGCGGCUGGCGGGAUGGAGGCCGCGCUCUUCAUCUUCUCUCUGAUAGACUGCUGCGCCCUUAUCUUCCUCUCCGUCUACUUCAUUAUCACUCUCUCGGACUUGGAAUGUGACUACAUCAAUGCUCGCUCCUGUUGCUCCAAGCUGAAUAAGUGGAUAGUGCCAGAGCUGAUCGCUCACACACUGGUAACUGUGUUGAUGUUGGUGUCAUUGCACUGGUUCAUCUUCUGUUUGAAUCUUCCUGUAGCGACAUGGAAUAUAUACCGGUUUAUCAUGGUACCAAGUGGAAAUUUGGGAGUGUUUGAUCCAACAGAGAUUCACAAUCGUGGACAGUUAAAGUCUCACAUGAAGGAGGCUAUGAUCAAGUUAGGAUUCCAUCUACUGUGCUUCUUCAUUUACUUAUACAGUAUGAUUUUUGCCCUUUUAAACAACUGAGGCUUAUCAGGAGCCAAGGAACGGGACUGGGAUCCUUUAACCUGCUUCGUGAGAGGAGAGCCACCAGGAACAAUGCAAAUCAAUAUCGCACUGCUACGCGCAAAGUAUUUUUCUUUUCCUAAUUGAACUCCAUAUUUUUUUGCUGUAUUUUUAACAUAAAAUAUUUAAAAAGAAAAAAAAAAA
Nanorana parkeri is the source of this 688-nucleotide messenger RNA. It is a transcript of the gene CNIH4, whose product is annotated as cornichon family AMPA receptor auxiliary protein 4. Gene Ontology annotation, biological process: endoplasmic reticulum to Golgi vesicle-mediated transport. Lineage: Eukaryota; Metazoa; Chordata; Amphibia; Anura; Dicroglossidae. Gene Ontology annotation, cellular component: endoplasmic reticulum membrane; COPII-coated ER to Golgi transport vesicle. The record is from RefSeq and is a predicted model, not a curated record. The transcript has 5 exons. The coding region runs from base 86 to 505 and encodes 139 amino acids.